Messenger RNA from Hyaloscypha bicolor E, 698 nucleotides. RefSeq lists its product as uncharacterized. NCBI's taxonomy places the organism in Eukaryota, Fungi, Ascomycota, Leotiomycetes, Helotiales, Hyaloscyphaceae. The coding region runs from base 170 to 544 and encodes 124 amino acids. The transcript has a single exon. The record is from RefSeq and is a predicted model, not a curated record.
UCAGUACAUCUGCCAACGCUGAAGUUUACCCUGGAUUCAGACGGUUGACCGAAGGCGAGGACUUACAUUCUUGAGCACGAAACGAGGGUUGUGUAAAAGAAAGAAUCAAUCGAGAGAAAGGUUGUUGUCUGAACUCAAAUACCUAGCCUUGGCUGGCGUGUCAAGUCGCAUGAAUCUGGAUCUUGGAAGCUUGGAGGUGAAUGUCGAUUGGUCAGUACAAUCUGGAGGGCGCUACGUAAUCGCUGUGGCGGAAGUUGCAGCCACGAUCGAUGACCCCACACGUGGAAUUCAAGGGGUCAAUUUGAACUUCAACUUCACAAGUCAGGUUGCAAUAUUUUCCUUUGCUCUCAUUGCUACUUAUAUGCAUUGUUCAAUGGCCUGCUCUUUUCUUCUUGGCAGCAGUGUCUUUUGUUCCAUCGCCUCAUGCCCGCCAAUGAUCUCGCCCGAUCAAUUUUCAACACCACAAUUUCACUCCGUUCCGUCUCUUGAGAUUAAACACGAUUCAGAUGCCUCACCAUCGAAAGAUACAGAUAAUCGGAUAUAACCCACGGUUUUAGAACAGCUCCUAACUCCGUCUUCUUUUCGAGUCUUGCAAAACACUUUAGCGUGAACAGCUCGCUGGUUUCUACAAAUUGAGACUAGUGUUUCCCACCUCCUUCGGCUUCCUAGGCUCCACCUAAACUAAUUGAAGAGGAUCC